AUGCGAGACCUGAUCAAUUUUGUCCUGAGAUGCUCCGGAACCGAUAUUAAAGUUGAAAGCACUGAUAUUGAGGAUGUGGACAACGUUUCCAACCGCCUCACAGACAUCCAGGAAGAGUAUCAGGCACAAGAUAUAACCGACUAUCCACUUGUAUCGAAAGCAAAGAACUUCAAGUCCUUCCAGUCCGUCUUGACUAGCUUUUUUGAUGACCUUAUUCGAACCAUUCACAGCGCUUCUAUCCUUUACAGUGACCCGGCCCUCUUCGAAAACAUCCAGGCGUGGAUCAGUUCAAUGUCAUCUGCCCCUAUCAGACCGUUCAGACAUACCGCCACGAUUAUCUCCCUUACCAUCAUGACUACGCUCUGCCAUAUUGCUAAAGAGGUAUCCUCUAGCGUGUCUAAUUCACGGACUCAACUCGAGACCGAGCGGAAAAAGAAAUCCGCGAACAAGGGAAGAAUCAGUGCGCUACAGACCAAGAUCAAGGAAGGACAGAAGAGACUGGAAGCAAUUGAUGACAUGCUUCGCGACUCUUUUGAUGCAGUCUUUGUUCACCGGUACAGAGACGUCGAUCCUAAAAUCAGACAAGAGUGCAUGGGUCUCCUGGGCCUCUGGAUCAGUCUGUACAAGGACAUGUUUUUUGACGGCCAGUAUCUUCGAUAUCUCGGAUGGGUACUCUCGGAUACGGUAGCAGCCACCAGGUCGGUUGUUGUACACCAGUUGCAUAAAUUGUUCCAGAAUAAAGAUAACAUUCCUGGCUUGCGAGGCUUCACUGAGCGUUUCCGGCCUAGAAUAGUGGAAAUGGCUGUGAGGGAUGCAGAGCCUGGAGUCCGCGCUGCUACGGUAGAGCUACUGGACGUUAUCCGUGAUGCUAGCCUUUUAGAACCUGACGAUAUCGACAGCAUAGGCAGGCUUGUAUUUGACAUUGAACCCCGAGUGCGCAAAGCUGCUGGAAAGUUCUUUGUUGCGAAUAUUAUUGAUGUCUACGAAUCGUCAACUGAGAGUAUGGAGGAAGAGGUCAAUGAAUUCUUUGGUGAAGAAGACGAGGAAAAUCAUGAUACCCCGAACCGCUCCUGGAUCAAGUUCAAGUGCCUUGUGGAUAUGUUGCAGGUUUACGACGCGCAAGAAUCUGAACUGCACGAUGAAAAUGAUCAGUCGACUUCUCGAUACGCUCCGUUUGGCAAUUCGAUCGGCUCGAGGUUCGUCUUAGCCACCGAAUCAAUCUACCCUCAUUUCAAGGAGUUUGAACACUGGGAAUCGUUGGCUGGAUACCUCCUUUAUGAUCAUUCGCAGAUCUCUGAACCCACAGAUGACAAUGACACAACAGCUGCCAUCAAAUGCCUAUAUAAACUGAACGAAGGACAGGAAACUAUUCUGCUCGAGGUACUCGAGUGUGCUGUCAAAUUGCAUAUUCAGGUAGUCUCAAAGUCGGAUGUAGACAAAAAAGGGAGGAAGACAAAACAGUCGGUUCAGGUGAUGGAAGAACGACUCGAGUCUAUCGCACACAACUUGUCCCAGAUAAUACCCCGGCUCUUGAAUAAAUUCGGUGCUGUACCAGAAGCUGCAUCCCCAGUUCUUCGAUUAGAACACCUUGUCAACCUCGAUCUCAUACAGGAAAUACAAAAGGAUGCAGCCGCCUACUCUGAUCUUUUGAACAAUAUCAAUCAACAAUUCUUGACGCAUUCUAAUCAAGCGGUCCUAGCCGAGGCUACAGUAGCUUUCCUACGUGCUCGAUCAUCAGACGAGCUGAAGGAGGCUAUGGAAAGCAAGAUCCAGGAACUCUGGGAUGAUACCGUUGAUUCUUUGAAUAAUAUACUGGAAAAUAAAAAGGAACCUGAAAGCGCGAAGCUGCCAAAAGGUGCUAUUGCCACUCUCUCUAGCACUGUGAUGCGCAUUUCGAACCUUGCUAGCAUAUCAGAUUGCACCUUGAUCCUGGAAACGGUACCUCGAACAGCCUCAAAGAAACAAAAUAAACGUGCUGAAGCUCCUAUUGACUUACUUCUCUCUCUGGCCAAACGAAGUCUUCGUGAAGAGGACGACGAUGAUGUGAACAAAUUUGAGCAAGAUAUUGCUCUGCAUACUUUCAAGACGCUGUUGGUCUACUUCAUGUGGAAGAUCCAAAACCUGACGGCAGCUGUUACCACUGGUAGCAACAAGGGUGCUUAUAAUGCUGAAUACUUCGAGUCUCUUUCUCAGAGACGCGAGUCCUUUAUCGCAACGCUCUCUGCCCUUAUGCAACCACAUGGCUCGGGUAUAAAACAUGUCAAGCUUGCCGCUACAACAACACUGCUUGACUUACAGACAGCGUUUGGCACACUUCGACAUGCAGCGCCUCCUGGGAAGAAUUUCACCUCUAUGACAAAAGAUGACCUGGAAUUCCAAGUUCAAGAACUUCCUCAGGAGAUCAACCCAGAGAUCCGCAAUGUUCUAUCCCGACUUCACGACAGCGCCGAGCAGACGUUUGCCAAAAAAUCAAAACGAAAGCUUGAUGUGGCGGUAGAUGCGGAGCCGGCGGAGAGUGAAAGUGAAAUGGAUCUCAACUCAGAUGACGAGGAAGGCGAUGCGAGUGAUGCAGACGAGAAUGAGGAAGAGGCUAAACGUUCCAUUCUGCUUGCUGAGCAGAGACUCUGUGAGCUCACUGGAAAGAUCGUUCUCGCUAUCAUUGGUCGGGUGUUAGACGUGUCUGGCCCUCAGGCUGGAAAACUGCGGCGUAAGCUACUCAGAAACAAAUCGCGUUUAGGUCAGAAUUAUAAGGAGGUCCUCUCGUAUCUGGAAGACAGCCAAAAGGAUGGCCCCGCAAGUCGAAGACGAGUUGCAACCAAGGGCAAAGAACCGGAAGGCCAGGAAGAUACUGCCGCUAACGGGGUUGCACCAAACACUCGCGGCGGGAAAAUCAAGUCUACCGAACUGGUCGAGGAUGAUGACGAAGAGGAGGAAGAUGCAAUUGUCGGAGAUGAAGAUGAUGAAGAAAACCUACGAGCUCGCGGCCUAAUUGAAGACGAAGAAGAGCAACCCGCUGUUAGUGACGGCGAAGAAGAACGAGAAGCAGCCUCACCCUCUCCGGAUGAAGAUGAUAUAAUGGGAGAUUGA
Molecule: messenger RNA, 3087 nt
Organism: Trichophyton rubrum CBS 118892
Lineage: Eukaryota; Fungi; Ascomycota; Eurotiomycetes; Onygenales; Arthrodermataceae
Exons: 1
Coding region: 1-3087 (1028 amino acids)
Biological process (GO): sister chromatid cohesion
Cellular component (GO): cohesin complex; nucleus; chromatin
Molecular function (GO): chromatin binding
Source: RefSeq, a predicted model, not a curated record